UGUCACUCGCUCGAGCGCACCUGUUGCAUCGUUCUAGCCUUUUUGUCCUCUCCUUUAUAUUUUGUUUCUACAUUUCUGUCUGUAUCAGCAAGGUCGCCUUGGCUACCCAAAUCGCGUCGUAUUUGGAGCAAAGUUCACUUCUGUGAGAAAACGGAUUGAGAUGGAGUCUUGAAGAAUAGUUUAUCUCAGGAGUUUUUUGGAGGAACUAUCAGCGAACUGAAGAACAGCAUCAUAGAUUCUCUCUGCUGAGGGGUGGAUGUCGUAGAACAUGAAUGUUUUGGGGACCCCAACAAAAUCAAGCAAUGGGGUGGCCAGAUCGGACAGCAAGAUCAGUGCCAAGACCCUGUUCGAGCAACGAAAGAAGUACUCAAACUCGAAUGUCAUCAUGCAAGAGACGUCGCAGUACCAUGUGCAGCAUCUCUCUACGUUCAUCAUGGAUAAAACCGAGUCCAUCGCUACAGUAGACGAUGCCAUUAAGAAGUUAAAACUGCUGGACUCCAAAGACAAAAUAUGGACACAGGAAAUGCUGCUGCAGGUGACGGACAAAUCCAUCAAACUCCUGGACUGCGAGACCAAGGAAGAGCUUGAAAACUUUCCUCUGGCCACAGUUCAUCACUGUCAGACGCUGUUGAACCAGACGAGAUACCCUUCCGUCCUUCUGCUCAUCUGUCAGGACAACGAACAACACAAACCAGACAUUCACUUCUUCUACUGCGACGAAGUGGAGGCCGAGAUGGUGCACGCUGACAUUGAUAGCGCUCUGGGAGACAACGCACGUGGCAAGAAGAUGCGACCGCAGACGCUAAAGUUGAACCAAGAAAAGAUGAAACGCCAACGGGAGACCAUCAUCCCGGCCUCUGAGACUAGAAGUCCUGGCCCUGGGGUCAAAGGUCGAGUAGCAGCUACGGACAUGAAAGAUGAACUGUCGAUGCAGGACCCUGAGUCCAAUAUGAAACUGGCCCAGCGGAUCGAGAAGGACGUGCAAAUCCUGAACUGUGCUUUAGACGACAUCGAGAUCUUCGUGGCGCGUCUUCAUAAAGCGGCAGAGGCUUUCACACAACUCAAUCAGCGCAACAGGAGCAAGAAAAACAAAAAAAGAGGACCAGCAGAGGGAAUGCUAACUCUACGAGCUAAGCCUCCGUCAGAAGGAGAGUUUAUCGACUGUCUUCAGAAGCUGAAACUCUCUUUCAAUCUGCUGGCCAAACUGAAGAAACACAUUCAGAACCCCAAUGCUUCAGAGCUCGUACACUUCCUGUUUGGACCUUUGGAAAUGAUACUGCAGAGUUGUGGCACUCCUGAGCUGCCGCGUGUGGUCAUCUCUCCUCACCUGUCGCGGGACACAGUGGACUUCCUGAGAGGACACCUGACUCCUAAAGAGAUGACCAUCUUUGAGCUGCUGGGAGACGGUUGGACGAGGCCCAGAGCUGAUUGGCCGAAAGAUCAGUGCGCUCCUCUGUAUGUCCCAAAGUUCCGGAAUGGCUGGGAGCCGCCAGUGGAAUUCUUCCGCACGUCACCAUGGGAGACGGAGAGCGCUAGUGUUCCGAAAUCUCUAGUGCAGUCAGAAUACAGGCCAAAAGAGUUCUUUGGAUCACAGUCGUCACUCUCUUCAAACGGCUCUUUCUCGGCGCCUCCUGCUCCUCGGAAAUAUGCAAAGAUCCGCUACCACUUUGUGGCACGUAAUGCCAAUGAGCUGUCAGUGCUACAGGACGAAAUUCUGGAGGUGUUGGAGGAUGACAAGCAGUGGUGGAAGUUGAGGAAUAGAAGCGGUCAGGCGGGAUACGUGCCCUAUAAUAUGCUGGAUGUGGUCAAACUCGAGGACCCUCAAGUCGUGAGUGACCCGCCCUACAGUCCAGUAACCCCUUACAGUCAGUCAUACCGAGGACAGUCGCCCUCCGGCUCAAUGGGCAGUGACAAAGACGGUCACACUCAUCAGAUGGAUAAAGUGAACGAUGAGCUGCUCAUGUUGAUCACUGGGAAUAAGACCAGUCAGCCCACGAGAAACUUCAAGGUGGUGCGUCAGUCAGCCGUCCCGCUGACCUUUGACUCCAACCCAGCGGAGGUCACCACCUGGCUCAAUGCCAAGGGCUUCUCCAAACCGACGGUGGAUCGCCUGGGAAUCCUGACAGGUGCUCAGCUCUUCUCUCUGAAUAAAGAUCACCUGAAGGCCGUGUGUGGAGACGAGGGCUCUCGCGUCUACAGCCAGAUCACCGUCCAGAAGGCACAGCUAGAGAAGAGUCGAGGAGAUUCCGAACUGCAGGAAAUUAUGAGGAAACAGCAAGAGAAAAUUGAAUCUGCCCCAUGAACUGUCAAUCAAACUGGCAACAGUAACUGUCAAGCGAACCCACCAACGAACUUAGAUGACGUAGAUUCUGCCACACCGUCGACCACACGUCUAAUUCAAUAUAUUUUUUAAUUGUAUAUUUAUUGUUGGUGCUUUUUGUUAUUAGUGUAUGUACGGACCUUAUCGUAAUUUAUGCGCAUGCAUUAUCUUGUUCAUGCUGGAACACACUUGUAAGCUUAUAAGACUCUUUAUUGCAUGAAAACAAUGUAUCGCUGAAUCUCACAAAAACAUGUACAGGUCACACCUCAACAACAAGAACAAUGACAUUAAAAAAACAUUAGGACGUUUUUUGGGUUAUUCUGCAUUUUCAUGACAUUUGAACUUCAAUUUCUCAAAGUAGUGCAGAUUUUUUUUCUUCAUAAUUUUCAUUCCCAGAAUGUCAGACCUCAAAAUCAAAAGAAAAAUGAAAUUAUGAAAAAAAAAAAACAUUAGGAACGUUAACUUUUUUUAAAAGUUAUUUUUCAUUUUCAUAUUUUAACUUCAAUUUAAAAUCUUCAAAGUAAUGAAGAUUUUAUUUUUUCAUAAUUUUCAUUCUCAGUUAUUCACACCUCAAAAUCAAAAAAUGAAAUUAUGAAAAUAAAAACCCUUAGGAACAAUAACUUUUUUUUUUUUUUUUUUUUUGCAUUUUCAUGACAUUUUAACUUCAAUUUCUCAAAGUAAUAUAUAUAUAUUCCCUCACAGUUUUCAUUCUCAGAUAUUCAGACCUCAAAAUUAAAAAAAUAAAAUUAUGAAAAAAAAACCUAUUAGAAACAUUAACUUUUUUUUUUUUAGUUUUCAUGCAUUUCAAUGCAUUUUCAUGACAUUUUAACUUCAAUUUCUCAAAGUAAUGCAGACUUUUUUCUCAUAAUUUUCAUUCUCUAGUCACACUUCAAAAUAAAAUAAAAAUAGAAUUAUGAAUAAAAACGUUAGAACCAUUAACUUUUUUCUGCAUUUUCAUGGCAUUUUUACUUCAAUUUCUCAAUUUUGUUUCUCAUAAUUUUAUUAUUUUAACAAAGUAAUGCAGAUUCCCCCCCCCCAUAAUUUUACAUUUUUAGUUAUUCACACCUCAAAUCAAAAGAAAAAUGAAAUUAUGAAAAAAAAAACCUUAGCAACAAUAACGUAACUAUUUAACAAUAACUUUUUUUUUUUGGUUAUUUUGCUUUUUCAUGACAUUUUAACUUCAAUUUGUUUUUUCUUCAUAAUUUUCAUUCUCAAAAAAAAAAAAAAGGAAAUUAUGAAAAAAAAAACCACGAACAUGAAAAUUUUUUGGUUAUUUUGCAUUUUCAUGACAUUCUGUAUUUUCAUCAAAGAAAUUUCUCAAAGUUUAGAUUAUUUCCCUCAUAAUUUUUAUUCUCAGUUAGAGAGACCUCAAAAUUAAAAGAAAAAUUAAAUUAUGAAGAAAAAAAAAACAGAACCAUUAAUUUUUUUAUUUGGUUAUUUUUUGGUUAAGAAAAAUGUAAUUAUGGUAAAAAAAAAAAAAAAAAAAAAAACACAUUAGAACCAUUAACUUUUUUGUUGUUGUUGUUGGUUAUUUUGCAUUUUCAUGUAAUUUCAUGUUCAUUUUCCUCGUAAUUUUCAUUCAAUAAUUCAUAAAAAAAUAUAUAAAAGCAAUAAAAAAAUAUAUAAAUCAGCAGUACAACACACACACACACAAAAAAAAUAAAUAAAAAAAUUCACAUCACAGUAAUUAAAAAAUGUGUUUUAAGUUGAUGUAAAUUGAAAAACAGUGCAAAAUGCAGAUUUAAUUUUAAGUUCAAUGUUGGUUUUGUGGUUAAAUGUGACCCGUACAUGUUCUUGACAGGCUGAGUUAAUGAAUGAGUUAAGAAACGUCACACUACACAUGUAAAUAAUGUGCUCAACUCUGUCAUCACACAUGUUCUGACGCUGAUGGUUAUGACGAAUGAAUGAAGCGAGAACAGUAAAUUCAUCAGACGGAUUCAUGCGCAUCUUUUCUUGCUCUUGUCAACACUGUGUACUGAACAAGUGUUUUUAAUUUGUAUAAAAGGGCAUUUAGAAAGAAGGAUAAUUUGGUUUGAUCUUAAAGUAUGUGGUUGAAAUCACAACAGAGACACUUUAAAAAAACUCAAACACACAGACGAGUUUUAAUCAGUUUAAUCGCAUACCAAUAGUAGGACCAGAAGUACAACCUCUUAGUAUUAUCCUCUGCUAGUUUGUCCAAAUGUUAUUUAUAAAAACAAAUCACUGUAUUGUAAAUUUAAGAAAUAAAGUGACUACUAAAAGA
Ctenopharyngodon idella (grass carp) is the source of this 4562-nucleotide messenger RNA. RefSeq names its product EPS8 like 2 (gene eps8l2). Gene Ontology annotation, molecular function: actin binding. The transcript has 21 exons. Gene Ontology annotation, cellular component: ruffle membrane; plasma membrane; vesicle. The coding region runs from base 269 to 2302 and encodes 677 amino acids. The record is from RefSeq and is a predicted model, not a curated record. NCBI's taxonomy places the organism in Eukaryota, Metazoa, Chordata, Actinopteri, Cypriniformes, Xenocyprididae. Gene Ontology annotation, biological process: regulation of Rho protein signal transduction; positive regulation of ruffle assembly; Rho protein signal transduction.